Laccaria bicolor S238N-H82 is the source of this 1686-nucleotide messenger RNA. RefSeq lists its product as uncharacterized. The coding region runs from base 1 to 1497 and encodes 498 amino acids. The transcript is spliced from 3 exons. The record is from RefSeq and is a predicted model, not a curated record. Gene Ontology annotation, molecular function: protein binding. NCBI's taxonomy places the organism in Eukaryota, Fungi, Basidiomycota, Agaricomycetes, Agaricales, Hydnangiaceae.
AUGUUUCCUCUUGUACGACGAAAAAUCAUUGCUCUUCCCCCUUCCCUUCAAAAACGCUCCUAUGUUGUGGCUACGUCGCUUGGAGCCGCAGCGUCUAUUCCCCGUCGCUUAGACGCUUCUCUCGGUCACGCCAAUCGUGCCAGGUAUAACAUGCAAAUUAUGGCAGCAUCUGAGGCCCGCCGCCUGGCCGAGUGUCUCGUUAUCGCUGCGCAGAUGAAGGAAAACCAUCUGAAACCGGAUAUUUCGACAUAUAACGCUCUUAUGAGUGCCGUCUCUCGCGAUGGUAAUUGGCUCCAAGCGUGGGCCAUUCUAGACGACAUGUUCCUCGCGCAGCGUCAAAGAAGUUCUGCAUAUAUGUGGAAUGUCCUAGAUAAAAUGGACCAAACUGGGGUUCCCCCGAACGCUGCAACGUGCACUCAUAUCAUCCGUCGUUUUGUCAACGACGAAAAUUUGGAAAUGGCUCUGCAAUACCUCUUUACCAUGCAAUCCCAUGGCCUCGUUCCUGAACUCACCGCCGCUGAACACGUUAUUACUCUGGCGGCACAAUGUAACCAACCUAGACUAGCUAUCGAUCUUGUAAAUUGGUUCGAGAACAUAUCUCCUCAACGUGUUGGUCCUAGUGUGUGGAUGGCAUGCUUAACUUCAUCGGCCGAGUGCAUGUAUGUCCAGGGCGUCUCUGAAUGUUGGAAGGUCGUUCAUCACAUGAAUGUACUCCCUGACGAAGGGCUUUGCGUAUCGAUUCUUCAUACAGCCGCCCGGCGUGGUCGGCCGAACCUUGCAACCGACGUCCUUAGAACCCUGAAAGUCCAGGAAAUUCCCUGGAAAGAACACCACUUCGCGUCGCUCGUUGAAGCCUUUACCCGCAAUAAACAAAUCAAGGAAGCGUUUCUUGCUCUGGGCAUGAUGCGAUCCCACGAAGUCAAUCCUAUUGACAGCACAUCCGCUACGAUUUUGGACGCAGUCAAAAUUAACGCUGAAUCUGUCGACAUUGCAUGUCUAAUCAUUGAUGAGAUAUACGAGGAGAAGAAAUCAGUUGAUCUUGCCGCUUUGAAGGUUCUGAUUCAAGCGGCGGUUCAUCUUGGAGAUCUCCAACGUGCUUUGGGGACCUACAGAAGUCUCCCAGACUACAAUGCUGUCCCCGAUAUAUCGAUUUUCAACACACUCCUUGAUGGAUGUAUUAAAACCCAGCAUCGCCAGGUUGCGGAUUCGCUUCUCGUGGACCUGAAAGAAGCGAAUUUAAAACCAAAUCAGAACACAUACGAGAAGAUAAUAUACCUUUGCCUCGCGCCGGAGACCUACGAAGAUGCCUUCUUCUAUCUUGAAGAGAUGAAGGCUGCAGGACAUCUACCCCCUUGGAAAGUCUACAAAGCGCUGGCAGAGAAGUGCCGGUUGAAUAACGAUGCCCGUUUCGACAUCAUCAUAGAAGAAAUGAAGGAGUUUGGCUAUGACAUUGGGUUUUGGCAAAUACCAGAGGGAAGAGGACCGGAAGUUCACUGAAGUUCAACUUUCUCAACAGUCUCCUGACGACACUCCGAGCAGUCCCUGCAAUGAGACUCCUCGCGAAUCGGUCUGUAUUUGAAACCGUUCAGUAUAUUGUCCUGUUAGUACUACGAGGCUUUUGACGUGAGCCGAACCGGCAGCAGAUGAUUUUACCGCCGCAGUUGAAAAUAGAUACAAUAACCUUUC